GGUUCUUUUUUUCUAAACCGCAAGAAAAGGGGGAGGGUUCGAUCACCGAGAGAACCAGAACGAGAUCAAGCGCGGAGCGAGAGAGAUCGUUCGUUGAUGGCGGAGGCGGCGCUGUAGAUAGAGAACCAUCGUGGAUUCCGCGAUCUCAUCUGCGGAACUGGGGGGAAGGAUCGAUCGUUGCUGCCCUUCUUGAUUGGGGCUUCGACAAGGGACCUGUGAACUGGCUUUGAGGGUUCUUGCUCGCAGGGUUUCUUGUUGAUGUGGAUCAGAUGCAUUACAUACACAUUGAUGGAUAAAAUUUGGGUGAUGUGUUUAAACUGACAUGGGUUUUGGUUGCUUGAACCAGCCCUGGACUGUUGAAUUUGUAUUCAAUUUUAAGGCGCAGGAUACUAUUGGAUACGUUCUACUGGUGGAGAUGCUUCUGAGUUAUCUAUUUUAUAGACAUCGAUUCUCUCUCAGAAAAAUAAUUUCAUCUCCAGGCAUCUUUUGGCAUUCUGAACGUAGUUUUUGCCAUAUGCUUCUUCAGUCAUCACGUUUUUGUCACUGAAGGACAGUUUGACACUGGAUAUCCAAAUCAAGAUAUUCUGAGUGCCGGAUAGUAUAGUUAAAAGGGUGUAAUAAGGAUUAUCUUGGAAGAUGAUACAUGGUAUUCUUUAUUGCUACAUUAAAAUGGAAAAUAAGCUCAUCUCAUAGCAUCUCAGGGUUUGUGUAGGAUUCUCUACCCAAAUGACACAAAUACUGUUUUCAAGCCAGAAUAAAUUUCAAGUUGGCCUGACUCCAAAUGCGGUUUUAUCUCCAGAUAUUUAUGUAUCCUGGAAUUUAUAGGAGGGUGUUGUUACUUAAUGAUGUUCUAUAGGAAAGGACCAUGGAUCAUGAAGUUCAGAAGAGGUUUCCUGCCAAUCCUAAAGAGUACAAGUUAUAUGAGGAAGUUGGUGAAGGUGUCAGCGCUACAGUAUAUAGGGCCCUUUGUGUACCACUUAAUGAGAUAGUUGCUAUCAAGGUUCUUGACCUUGAGAAGUGCAAUAAUGACCUGGAUGGAAUCAGACGUGAAGUUCAAACUAUGAGCUUGAUUGAUCAUCCAAAUGUGCUUCGUGCAUAUUGUUCUUUCCCAGCAGAUAGGAACCUUUGGGUAGUUAUGCCUUACAUGGCCGGCGGAUCAUGUCUUCAUAUAAUAAAAUCUGACUUUCCAGAGGGAUUUGAGGAGCCAAUUAUUGCAACUCUUCUAAGGGAGGUUCUGAAGGCUCUUGUUUAUCUUCAUGGUCAUGGGCAUAUCCACCGAGAUGUUAAGGCCGGUAAUAUAUUAGUUGAUGCAAAUGGAGCUGUGAAACUAGCUGACUUUGGAGUCUCAGCAUGUAUGUUUGAUACCGGGGACAGGCAACGGUCACGAAACACAUUUGUUGGCACUCCAUGCUGGAUGGCUCCUGAAGUGAUGCAGCAAUUACAUGGAUACGAUUUUAAAGCAGAUAUAUGGUCGUUUGGUAUUACAGCUUUAGAACUAGCACAUGGCCAUGCACCAUUUUCGAAGUAUCCUCCGAUGAAGGUGUUGCUUAUGACCUUACAAAAUGCACCACCAGGUCUUGACUAUGAGAGAGACAAGAGAUUCUCAAAGUCUUUUAGAGAAUUGGUGGCUGCUUGCCUAGUGAAAGAUCCAAAAAAACGUCCGGCCUCAGAAAAGCUUUUAAAGCAUCCAUUUUUUAAACAGGCCCGCUCAAAUGAAUAUUUAAAAAAGACUAUUCUUGAUGGUCUUGCUCCACUUGGUGAUCGUUUUAGAGCUCUAAAGGGGAGAGAGUCCAAUUUUCUUCUGCAGAACCAGGCUAUCUAUGAAGAUAAGGAGCACUUGUCACAGCAAGAAUAUAUCCGAGGAAUUAGUGGAUGGAAUUUUAAUCUUGAGGACCUGAAAACUCAAGCGGCACUUCUUGAUGAGAUCCAUACGAAAGAUCUUGAUAAGAAGCAAAAGUCAAAAGAUUCUACAGAUGAUUAUGAUGGCUAUAUAUGCGCAGGGCAAACUUUGUCCUCUACAACUGAGAAUCAUGGUGCAACUCCCAAGGAGGAUGGAUUGGAGGAUCUUCAGGAUUUGGAGGGUCCGUUCUCCUCGGCAUUUUCUGGCCGCCCUCUUCAGGCGCUUAAAGCUUGUUUUGAUGUUUGUGAGGAUGAUAUUGAUGCUACCAGUCCUAAUUUAAAGGAUCCAUUACACCUAAGUUCAGAAUCGAUAUCCCAAAAGCAGCACCAAUCACAGGUAGGAGAUCUUGAAACUAGAAAGGUUAAUGGUGAAAAUUUGGGAAAAAGUUAUUCUGUACCCAAGAACAUAAAUGUUCUUGGACGUCAGAAAUUCUCAAGUGGUUCACUUGUACCAGAGCUUGUUCACUCAUCUUCAAGUAACAUUGCUGGGGAUGUAGAAAGGGGUGAUUCAAAUCAAAAACAGCAGCAUGAAAGGAAUUAUAGUGGACCACUUUUGUAUCGCCAAAUCAGAGAUUUUGCGGCUGCAAGUGGGCAAGAAGAAUCUUUGGAAGGAAGACUUGUCCAACGGAAGGGGCGCUUCAAGGUUACAUCAGCCGAUGUCAAUGCAAAGGUUGCUUCAGUGACAAACUCUAUCAGCAACCAAGUUGGAGUUGCAGCAAACUACCCUGUAAAUACAGCCUCACUGCUUCCCACACUGCACUUUUUGUUGCAGCAGAAUGCAUUGCAAAGGGAGCAACUGGUGAAGUUGAUCAAGUGUGUGGAACAAUCAUCCAGUCGGCAAUCUGAAACUCCUAGUGUGGACGCGGGCACCAGUGACACAUCGCAGCAGCCUUUUCAAGCUCCGAAUACUAGUCGGGAGAGGGAACUGCAGACCCUUCUUUCCCAACUACAACAGAGUGUGGGUUCCCUUGCUGAGGACGUUCAGAAGUUGAAAGCGAAGAACUCUCAGCUGGAAAGACAAAUUGGGGCAUUUGUGGGCAAAGGUGGUAAGUUUCAGAUCGCAAAUGAGGUGCAGAGAUCUAACCUGGACGGUUGAUCGCAAUGUAAUAUUUAUUUGUACAAUUAUGAUGGCAGGUCCUCAAUUUUGAUAUUGUUCAUUUUGGGUGUAUUAUUAGUGUGUAAUUCGAUUAUUAUUAUUAUUACUAUUAUAUAUAUAUAGCUUAAUUAAUGCGUUUUCCUUU
Molecule: messenger RNA, 3140 nt
Organism: Dioscorea cayenensis subsp. rotundata (Guinea yam)
Lineage: Eukaryota; Viridiplantae; Streptophyta; Magnoliopsida; Dioscoreales; Dioscoreaceae
Product: serine/threonine-protein kinase BLUS1
Exons: 22
Coding region: 866-2995 (709 amino acids)
Biological process (GO): protein phosphorylation
Molecular function (GO): ATP binding; protein serine/threonine kinase activator activity; protein kinase activity
Source: RefSeq, a predicted model, not a curated record